Messenger RNA from Nematolebias whitei (Rio pearlfish), 2127 nucleotides. It is a transcript of the gene mtf2, whose product is annotated as metal response element binding transcription factor 2. The record is from RefSeq and is a predicted model, not a curated record. Gene Ontology annotation, molecular function: chromatin binding; DNA binding. The transcript is spliced from 15 exons. Gene Ontology annotation, cellular component: nucleus. The coding region runs from base 193 to 2085 and encodes 630 amino acids. Gene Ontology annotation, biological process: regulation of DNA-templated transcription; chromatin organization. NCBI's taxonomy places the organism in Eukaryota, Metazoa, Chordata, Actinopteri, Cyprinodontiformes, Rivulidae.
ACCAAAAUGGCGUACGUGCUGCGAGGAAAAGGAGCCGUUUGGUAUUUUUCCUAAGGAAGGCGCGAGCCCUGUAGUGUUUCAGGAAACGCAUUUCAAUCCCAUUCAACUAGGAGCGGAGCAGGGAAAGCAGCGUUGCUCCUACAAUCCAGCUAUUUUGUCCCAACCGUCAUUUGUAAAGGCGGAGGUGACCCAAUGAGAGACUCCGGGGUUGUGGAUCACCCAUCUCUCCAUCACAGAGCUCACCCUGAGCAGCAGCAGCAAGCUGUGUCCUUGUCCCCCAGCAGACACUCUGCAAGGGAGGAGUAUGAAGAAGAUGACAUGGCGACCAGGUUUACAGAAGGACAGGACGUGUUGGCUAGGUGGUCUGAUGGCCUGUUCUACCUAGGAACAAUCACAAAGAUAGAUUAUGAAAGGCAACGGUGCUUUGUUGUUUUUGAAGAUCGAUCAAAGUCGUGGGUUCUUUGGAAGGAUAUUCAGACUGGUGAUGAAGAUGAUCAGGAUGAUGAUGACGAUGACAUUGUGUGCUCCAUAUGCCAGGAUGAAACUUCAGAAGAACCCAAUGAGAUUGUCAUUUGUGACAAAUGUGGACAAGGUUACCAUCAGGUGUGUCACUCCCCCAUCAUCGACGCUGCUGUCAUUGACUCUGAUGAAAAAUGGCUGUGCUCAGAAUGUGAACUCAUGUCUCUAUCAACGAGGGAAAGCUCACACCGGAAGGAGUCAUCUGCUAAAAGUUUUUUGCAGUACGAGCAGCAGCAGCAGCAGCCACAGCAGCAUAUGGAGCUACAUCUGUCCUUCCCAUAUGUCUUGGAGGAACUGGUAUGGGAGCAGGGCCAUCAGACCAACAUGCAGCAGUGCUACUGCUACUGUGGUGGUCCAGGAGACUGGUAUCAGAAGAUGCUGCAGUGUCACAGGUGUCAGCAGUGGUUCCAUGACACUUGUCUCCAUUGCUUACAGAUGCCCAUGCUCUAUGGAGAUCGGUUUUAUGUCUUCAUCUGUUCAGUGUGCAACAGUGGACCAGAGUACCUCAGCCGGCUGCCUCUCAACUGGAAGGAUGUGGUUCAUCUGAGUUUGUACAACUUGAGUGUAAUCCACAAGAAGAAGUAUUUUGACUUUGACAUGGAGCUGAUGGCUUACAUCAUUGAAAACUGGGAGGUGUUGCAGCUGGGCGAGCUUGCCAACACUCCAAGAUCAGAGCGAUGUGAUCAUGUUCUCGAGGCCUUAAACAGCAAUAGCUGCACAUUCAUGUCGGGAAAGGAGGUAAAGAAAAAGAAACACUUAUUUGGCCUCAGGAUUCGAUUUCCCCCUUCUCCCCCCAACUGUGAUGAACCAUCUUACAAGAUGAUGGAGAAAGCUUCGCAUGAGAUCACCAUCAAAGGAUGCAAGUCCACCAAAGCUCUGUCUGCAAGGAAAAGUCCCAGUGCUCUAACUAAUGGUACAGAGAAGAAGAAGAAGAAAAAGAAAAAAAAGAAAAAGAGGAAGCAAGAGGCACGUUCUCUGGAGGCCCUGGCUAAACCACAACGGUCCAGUGAACUCCUGCCUCUGGAAACCAGAAAACCUCUCCCACUAGAGUCUCAUGCAUUGGAUCAUUUGACUUCUGUUACCACCAGGAGUGAUCGGUCUUUGCAGUCAUUUCGAACUUCAGACGUGGAAUCGAUUGGAGCUCUCAGCACCUCAGAAACUACCUCAACGAGCAUUUCAAGACAGUCCAGCCUCUGUAGUUCCAGCAAGACGCAGAGCACAGCCUGUCACAUGCCUCUUAUUUCUCCACCUUUAAAACGAAAACGUGGGCGACCACGACGAAUCCUGCAGGCCCCCAAUCCACAGAUCCCCCCUCCACCCAGCCACGCAGAAACAAACCCUUCAGCCAAAGAGAUGCUUACCCUCACGGGGAUUCACUCCACAGACAUAGUUCAUGGCAUGGACCCCAACAGUCAGCUCUCACACCUCAAGAACUCUAUCAGCAGCUAUUUUGGAGUAGCGGGCCGUCUGGCUUGUGGGGAGAAGUACAAGGUCCUGGCCCGACGGGUCACGCUUGAUGGCAAGGUGCAGUAUUUGGUGGAGUGGGAAGGAGUCACUGCCUCGUAGGCUCAGUUGUGGCAACCUUAACAUUUCAGACUUGAACAGAAU